GGACUGUGGGGCUGCGGGAAACACCAGAUCAAGUACAAUGACUUAUGCGAAGGGGGAGAGCACUGCGAACCGACGCGUUUGUUUGUUUGUUUCCUAACAACAGUGUGCUGGAGAACGCAUAGUGGUUAAGAGUGCACACUGCUGCUGCGGAGGACUGGAGCUCGGUUUCCGGGUAGGGCAGCUCACAACCGCCCUUACCUCGGGCUGCAGGGUGAUCUGCCGCCUUUGGCUUCCUGGCACCUGCAUUCACGCGUACGAAGCCACACAGACACACAGGUUAAAGACUCAGAGAGGCCGUUUACUCGGAGGGCGUGUGACGCACCGGCGAGGCUGAGCCCAGGGCCUGUGGCAGCGGAAGGAAGGAAGCGCGAGCACAGGCCGGACUCGGCGGAGACUGUGCGCCCGGGGGAGGAGCCUGAGCGGCCGGGGCGGCGGGCACAACGGCCCAGCCAUGUCGGCCGAGGAGAUGGUGCAGAUCCGCCUGGAAGACCGCUGCUACCCGGUGAGCAAGAGCAAGCUGAUCGAACAGAGCGACUACUUCCGCGCGCUCUACCGCUCCGGCAUGCGCGAGGCCGUGCGGCCCGAGGUGGGCCCGGAGGUACAGCAGCUGCGCGGCCUGAGCGCUCCGGGCCUGCGGCUGGUGCUGGACUUCAUCAACGCGGGCGGCGCGCGCGAGGGCUGGGGCCUGAGUGAGGACGAGCUGGCCGAGGCCAGCGUGCUGUCCGAGAUGGUGGAGGCCGCGUCCUUUCUGCAGGUCACGGCGCUGCUGCGCUUGCUGCUGUCGCAUGUGCGUCUGGGCAACUGCCUGGAGCUGUACCGCCUGGCGCAGGUGUACGGGCUGCCCGACCUGCAGGACGCCUGCCUGCGCUUCAUGGUGCUGCGCUUCCACCAGGUGCUGUGCCAGCCCCAAUUCCCGCUGCUGCUGUCGCCGCCGCAGGCUCCCGGGGACUGCAGCCUGAAGCAGAGGUUGAGGGAGGCCCGCAUGCGCGGGACCCCGGUGCUGGUGGCCCUAGGGGAUUUCCUCGGGGGACCCCUGGCCCCGCACCCGUAUCAGGGGGAACCCCCGUCCAUGCUUAGGUACGAGGAGACCACGGAGCGCUGGUUCCCCCUGGCCAACAACCUGCCCCCCGACCUGGUGAACGUCAGGGGCUACGGCUCAGCCAUCUUGGACAACUACCUCUUCAUCGUGGGUGGUUACAGGAUCACCAGCCAGGAGAUCUCGGCCGCACACUCCUACAAUCCCAUCACCAACGAGUGGCUGCAGGUGGCCUCCAUGAACCAAAAGCGAUCUAACUUCAAACUUGUGGCCGUCAAUUUGAAGCUUUACGCCAUCGGUGGGCAGGCCGUUUCUAACGUGGAGUGCUACAAUCCCGAGCAAGAUGCGUGGAAUUUUGUGGCUCCCCUGCCAAACCCUCUGGCUGAGUUCUCUGCCUGCGAGUGCAAGGGGAAGAUUUACGUCAUUGGCGGAUAUACCACGCGAGAUCGCAACAUGAACAUCCUGCAGUACUGCCCCUCCGCUGACCUCUGGACGCUGUUUGAGACCUGUGACGUCCAUAUCCGCAAGCAGCAGAUGGUGUCUGUGGAGGAGACCAUCUACAUCGUGGGCGGGUGUCUCCAUGAACUGGGGCCCAACCGCAGGAGCAGCCAGAGUGAAGACAUGCUCACUGUGCAGUCUUACAACACGGUCACUCGGCAGUGGCUGUACCUGAAGGAGAACACAUCCAAAUCGGGCCUGAACUUGACGUGCGCACUGCACAAUGACGGUAUCUACAUCAUGAGCAGGGACGUCACCCUGUCCACCAGCUUGGAGCACCGUGUGUUUCUCAAGUACAACAUCUUUGCUGACAGCUGGGAGGCCUUCCGGCGGUUCCCAGCCUUCGGACAUAACUUGCUGAUUUCCUCUCUCUAUCUGCCCAAUAAAGCAGAGACCUGACUGAUUCAACAGUAUUUAAAAGAAAAAUCUGGUUCAAGGGGGAAAAAGGCAAGCCUUUGAAAUACUGACUCCUGAAGGGACAAAGUGGGCUAACACAAGUCACGUGCGUAGGCGGCUAGGCUGUAAAUAAGCUUUCUUGAACUAAUUACUUGAAAACUUGGGGUGAAGAGACCAACCCUAUUCUUCUCAGAUUUUUUUUGUUUUUUUGUUUUUUGUUUUUUUGUACCAUGGGAACAAAUGUAAUCAUAAGUAUUCAUCCAAACCUAACAGUCUUGGGCCAACAACUAAAACCCACCAUUAAAAAGUAGACUGCUGGGGUCUGCUUUAUACAGGCCAAGAUCAGUAGCUAACCUGAUAGUAAUGGUUUUGUUCUGUGUUUUCCCUGCUGGGAAUGGAAUCCAGAGCUUCAUGCUAGUCCAGAAAAGAUGACUUUAAAAAUGCUCUUUCUUCAGGUCACCUAAGAUCUCGUCAGUAGGAACUUUCCUUUUGUCGAUCAGUUUAUUUGACGAGCGUUCGGAUCCGUCCACUUUCUUAGCCUCUGGCUUGUCACCCAGGCUCUCUGGGCUGACAUUUUAUCAAACAUUUGCUUUCAGAAACCCUAACAGGUGUGUCCGACUUUUUGACAUUUAGAAAUCAUAUUAUCAUUUAUAACCUUUGUGCACACUUGAGUUACCUUUUUAAAAAUGUCUCAAUGUUCUAAGUAAGUUUCUGAUAUUGUGUUUCUUAGCUGUCCUUGGGGUCCACAAGCUACGGGCAAGCUAUGGUUGCCCUGCCCACUCCAGGGAUAGAGCCAGACAGAGAGUCCACCCAAGCAGCCAGUCCAUCCACAAACGUGGAUAAACACCUUCUCAGCUACUUCCCCAGUCUUUGUACAAGUGAGAAUGUUGUCGAAGGUAGACUAGUGAACCUCUUAGCUAGUGUGUGGCAAAUGAGGGUCUGUGUGGGUCACCACAGCUGCACCGUGAGGUCUUUGUUUUUAGAAGAUUGCUAUAAACAUUUUAUAAAUUGAGUCUUAAACGAGGGGGAGUACUGCCUAAGGAAAGAUGCCUUUGUGAGUUACUUUUAUUGAAUGUAUUUGGCUUAGUUCUUGUUUCAAGAUAAAAAGAAAAACCAAACCCAACUUUUGCACACUUACGUGAGGUUUCCUUCUAGCUUCAUCUUAGCCUUAGAUGUGCAACCAUGUUUUUGCCUUUUUAGGGAAAGGAUGGCUGUGGCUGAUGCACGCUAGAAAGCAGGGGAGAUGUACGUGGAUGGCCUCUGCCGGCCUCUGAAUUGAGGUGAGAUGCUGGCCUUACAGUGCCCAUGCCAACAGUGGUGACUAGCUUAAGGACCUGCCAAUCAUGAGUCUUUGUCUCUUAAAAGACUCAAGGGCCCACUUAGCGUGCACAAGAGGCCCCAUGUUUAAUCUUCGGCACUUACAGCAGCAGCAACAAGGCCCUCACCUACAGGAAUUUUGAUUGAAGAGAAUUCGCCGAAACAGCUGCUAUCUUGUAAUGGAGUCAGCUAAAGGAACUGGACUCCAUCUCUGCACCAGCAGUGGGCCGCCUUGCAUAUUUAAGAAGCUCAAGAAACUCCAUAGAAAAACAAGAACUACAGGUAGAUUCUUCCUGGUUCCUUGUACAGCUGCUCUCCUGGUGGCUGGGCAUGGGGGAGGGGAAGCUUAUCUCCCAGUCAGUAGGUCUUCAGUGUCAUGAAGGAGUCACUUCAGGGUUUCUUUACAGCCAUGCCUCUAAUCGAGCCUGAGAGCCUAGUUAUAAAACUCUUAUUUGCACAGUGGUUUAGAAGCUCUGUCAGUCUUUAUUUGGGACAUGGUGACAGUUCUUAGUGUUUUGUUAUAAAAUCUACCAGUAUUCAAUCAACCUGUUUAUAAUGUGGUUAGAAGCUUAUAGGCCAUUUCCAAGCCUCAUCUGUUUCAAACACUAAGUCUGUGUUUUUUUCUCCUCCCCCCCCCCUUAAGACAGGGUAUUGCCUUACAAUCCAGGAUAACUCCAAACUGGAGAAUCUCUCACCUCAGUCUCGAAGUGCUGGGAUUGUAUGCCUCUUGCUACCAUGCCUGCCUUUAUGUAUUACUUUUUAAACUGUUUUGCUGGGUUCUAUUCAAAAAAACAAAAACUCUGAGCUAAAAUCUUCACCAAAAUGGUACUUAUAUAAUAGAUUUAAUUUAUAUUAACUUUAGAAUUGAAUUUUGGGGAAUCUACAAUUUCAUUACUGCACUUUAUGUCUGUUGCUAUGAAUCUUCAUUGUUAUGCAGCCUAGUCUUGAAUAUUCAGAGCAGACUGGCAGUUGAGUUAGCAAUGGAUGAAGAUGGGCAAUUAUCUUGUGAAAAAACACAUCUUGAAAGCACAUCAUGGUGUCUACCUGUUGUUCUCUUCCUGAUGGCCAUCUUUGGACAUAUUUCCUAAUGCCAGCAACUAGAUUCUUGGACAAAAUGAAGUUCUAACAGUGACAUCUACGAAGUUCUCACCCCAGGCUUGGCAUGUAGCCCGUGUGCAAUACAAGUUUCUGAGGGUUUAGAUACACAGACUCCCAACGGAAGUUUGUUGUUCCUUCUGCCAGCUAUGCUUGGAGAAGGGAAUCUGUCAUAGAACUGAAUGGGUUUUAUGACAUCUGUCUGCCUGUGCCCUUUACCUGUCUGGGUGUUCUGAGAGCACUUGGAGUUCAGCUGGUGCUGAUUGCAGACUCCGGCCAGGAUGAUAGUGUUCCUUUGGAAAUCUUCUUUCCCUCCAGCAACUUCUUAUGUGAUACUUUGUAUUUCUUCCCACUCUCUGUUGCCUUACAACCUCCCCACCCCCAUGCUUCCAAGGGGUUCUGACUCCCACUGUGUGGCAAGAGGUGUCUGGGAGUACCCCCAUGGCAGCUGCCUCCGAAAGUGUGCACUCCUACUCCGAGAGGCUUCCCUUGGCACCAGAAAGGUUCUGAGAUGACUGUGUGGGGAUCUAUAACUUAUGCAGUCUAAGCUAAGACAUAUUGUCAAAGAACCUAGAAGGUCGGAGAUGCUGGCAAGAAACACAUAAGGCUUAAAAUUAUGCGUGAAACCAAAGAGACUUUGACCUUGCUGUUUUUUUGUUGUUUCUAAAGCCAAGAACCCAAGCAAUUUUAAAUGCCUUAGGUUUCCACUCAAGCAGAGGGAAGGAGAGGAUACUGUAGCUCUAUUCUGGGAGAACAGAGGAAAAUGUUUCUUUUUAAUAAACAUUUGCUUAUAGAACAUUAGGGCUGCAGUCCUCAGAUUUCCAGGUACAGUUACAAGCCUGUCUGGCCAAAGAGGUAAAUAGGAGGGGCCCUGAUGUCUUUGUCUAGGUGUUUGGUGAGCUUAGCUUAGCAUUGCUGACCUGAGAGGUUACAGGGCAAAGCGACCAUGCUGAAGGUUGUCUUGUCUUUACACAGGAGAUGUGGAGUCUUUGUGUAUACUCAGUCAGGGUUUGCUCUCAGGAGACCUGUCAAUCAGCAAUACCAGACAUCCCUGGCACCUCACCAGAGUGAAGUAAAUGCCAGUUCCCACCCCUGCUUCAGAGAUAGUCUUUAUGAAGGGAGCUGUGAUCUCUGGAAGCCAUGAGCUACAUAAACUUCAUUCCAUUGUGACCAGAAACAUUGAGUGUUGGUUUGAGACAGAGCUUAGCCUGCAGAACACUGACUGAGCCACUGUCCCCGUGACAAUGUGCUCUCAUUUUAGCCAUAGUCAGAGAUGUCCACUUUAGUCAGGCACACUGAGCUCAGUCUGGUGGACCAAUCUGCCCACUGCCUUGUGAUUUAGUAAAAACCCUGGUGAGCUUGUUUGUCCUUAAAUCUGAACGUCAUAUUUCGUGUUUCAGGUUUUUUAUUUUUUAACUGUAUGCUUUUUUUUUUUUUAAAGUUAACUACUUUUUAUAAUCCUCGCACUUUGCAGUUUGUGAAAACACAGAAAUGAUGUGGAAUAUGUUUUAUUUAGAACUCACUCAGCAUUGUAGCCCCACAGAUGGUUCUAACGAAGAAGGAGGGAGAGCAGGUAAGGAUUUGGUGCCAGCAAGCUCAGCGCUGGCACAUCUAUGCGUUUGCCUUUAAAACAUUCCCCUGGAAGAACUCAGUGCUCCCCCGGACGCUUCGUCACUGAGGUUGGCUGAGUUGGCCUUGCCGAUGACUGUCCAGUGGUUUCCACCCUAGGUUUAGUGUAGACGUUUGCUUUUCACUUUUGUUAGUUUGGGGACACAACAGGGAAUACAUAGUGACUGCCAGCUGCCACUUGACAUAGCCAUAUUCACCCAUUCCUACAGGAAGCCCGUGAAAUGAAGAAGAGGGUCCACUCCGAAGAGCCCAGGGUGCUUAGUGUUUCCGUAGGGCUGGUUGGUGCUUUCCAUAGCUUGUCACUGGCAAAGCAGAGGAAAAUGUGAUUUGUUGUAUCACUUCAGGGUGGGACGUUUCUCUGUCCCUCCAGUGUUGUCUUACCUAGUUAUUUUUAUGGAAAAGAAUAAUCCUCAAGAUACAUUCUGUUAUGACUGACACUUUGUGUAGUUUGGAGUGUGGCAUAAAUACACACAACAGCAUUGUUGCAUAUCCGUCACAGUGUUUGUGCAUCUGAUACCUGUGGACCACGGAGUUGUGUUCAUUUUAUUUUUCUUUACUAUGGAAGGAAAUGUCUUCAAAUAAAAUAAUUCUCAAUCAGCUUUUG
Molecule: messenger RNA, 6575 nt
Organism: Arvicanthis niloticus (Nile rat)
Lineage: Eukaryota; Metazoa; Chordata; Mammalia; Rodentia; Muridae
Gene: Klhl42
Product: kelch like family member 42
Molecular function (GO): protein binding
Source: RefSeq, a predicted model, not a curated record